Messenger RNA from Oppiella nova, 872 nucleotides. Lineage: Eukaryota; Metazoa; Arthropoda; Arachnida; Sarcoptiformes; Oppiidae. The record is from the annotation of a GenBank genome assembly.
CCGCGUGUCUACUGACCCUGCCGUACGGCAUAUUAAUGGGGGUCCAGGAGUACCCGGAGGUGCCGAUCACCUACUGUGAAGAGGAGUGGACUCACGACGAGUCCCGCAAGGCUUUCGGCAUUUCCACGUGUGUCCUCCAGUUUAUCAUUCCGUUUGUUAUCAUAACCUUCUGUUAUGUGAGAGUUUGUGGCAAACUCUGGGACAGAGCCCGAGCCCGACCCGGGUCUGUGUCCAUGCGCAGGGAGGAGAUGGAGAGGGAGAGGACCAGGAAGACCAACGGAAUGCUCAUCUCAAUGGUAGUCAUAUUUGUCAUCUCAUGGCUGCCAAUCAACUGUUAUAAUCUGGUUCGGGACUUUUACACCCCGGCGUCGUACUGGCGCUAUUCGCAUGCAUUCUUCGUGUUGGCGCACGCGGUGUCCAUGUCUUCGACCUGUUAUAACCCAUUCCUCUACGCCUGGCUUAACGAGAAUUUCCGCAAAGAAUUCAAACAAGUGUUGCCCUGUUUUAGGGCUAACUGUUCCACUGUGGCGGCUAUGGAGCUCCGGCACCGGGUCAUCAGGACUCAGUGCAACGGCACGGAAUUGGCUGAUAAUAAGACCAAUAAUACCAAUGUAUUGAACGCCAUAUGUGUGGCCAAUGAUCUCAAUAACACAACCGAGCCUUUAAUCACCCAUAAGACAGAUGUCGACCAAAAUGACGAGAAAAUCAAUGGGAAUGCCGUCGAAGAGGACGUACAAUAAUUUUGACCACUUAUAACUUAAACAUAAAACCAAAACUUUUUUGUCUAAUGACUAUCGGAUUUAUUCGUACGUUUUCAUUGGGAAUUUGUUCACAAAAUAUUAUUUAUUCAUAAAAACAAAACUAUAUUUAAA